Messenger RNA from Lates calcarifer (barramundi perch), 3126 nucleotides. Its product is annotated as RNA-binding protein 4.1. Gene Ontology annotation, molecular function: zinc ion binding; mRNA binding. Gene Ontology annotation, cellular component: cytosol. Bases 161 to 1318 code for a protein of 385 amino acids. The transcript is spliced from 4 exons. Lineage: Eukaryota; Metazoa; Chordata; Actinopteri; Centropomidae. The record is from RefSeq and is a predicted model, not a curated record.
CACACAAUUACAGUGUGUACAUCCACCCAGUAAGAGGCGGUAAUGAAGCAGGAUAAAGAAAUAAAGGAUAAGGAAGUAGAAGAAAUAACAGCGCCAUUUCACUUUUCAUUCAUUGGAGUUCGAGGCCUUCAGAGUUAUAUAGGAUAAGCAGAACGUCAUCAUGGUGAAAAUUUUUAUUGGCAAUCUUGCCUGCAAUACCACUGCGGAGGAGCUGCGUGAACUCUUUGAGAAGUAUGGCAAAGUCUCUGAAUGUGAUAUUGUUAAAAACUAUGGUUUUGUACACAUGAACAACAUGUCUGAAGCGGAGGAGGCUAUUCGAAACCUCCACCAAUACCAGUUGCAUGGCUGGCGCAUGAAUGUGGAGAUGAGCAAAGGGAGGCCCAAGUCCACAACCAAGCUCCAUGUCAGCAACCUUGGUGAGGGGGUCACAAGUGAUGUCCUACGGGCCAAGUUUGAAGAGUUUGGCUCAGUGGUGGAGUGUGACAUAGUAAAGGACUAUGCCUUUGUCCACAUGGAGAGAGUGGAGGAUGCCAUGGAUGCCAUCAGUAAGCUGGACAACACAGCCUUCAAAGGCAAGCUGAUGAGCGUACAGCUGUCCACCAGUCGGCUUCGCACUGCCCCAGGAAUGGGAGAUCAUACCGGCUGCUAUGUCUGCGGGAAACAUGGUCACUGGUCGAAAGACUGUCCAGUCGGUAGGAACGGUAGCCACGGUGAUGGCACGAGAGGUCGCAGUGGCCGGGCCCCCCCACGCGGUCCCCCAGCUUAUGGCAGGGGCAGCUACGGGAUGGCUUCACCUCCAACAGCUGAUUACAUUGGUGGCUCUGCGUAUAGUCAGGGUAGUUAUGUUGGUGGGUUGCCGCCUCCCCCUCGUAGGCUUAGUGGGUAUGGCUCUGAGCUGGGGGAUAGGUACGUCAGCAGAGCAGCAGGCUCAUAUGCAGAGAGGUCAUCAGCUUAUGAUCAUGACCGCCUUUAUAGUAGUGUUGACUAUUAUGAGAAGUACAGAGCUCGCCCUUAUGGCUCAAGCUAUUUCGAGGAUCGUCGCAUGUCCUAUCUCCCUCCUCCCCCACCCCCUCCUUCCUCCCUUUCAAAGCUCUCCUCCAGUGUAGAUCCAUAUGACCGUCGGCCACUGCCUCCACCUUCAACAGCCACUUCAGCUGCCGCAUACUAUGCACGAGACCGCAGCCCGAUCAGACGAGUACCAGUCUCUUCGGCAGGGUACACCUAUGAGCGAACACGGCUGUCACCAGUGUCCUCCAGGAGCUCCUACGCUGUCCCACGACCCAAGGAUCAUUAUGCGCCACGAUAUGCGCCUUACUAAAACCAUGGUGCCAAGGUCUGUUUGUGAACUGCGGGACUUUUCCUUUGCUGUUAUUUCUUCAAACUACAUGAUUCCAUCAGUCUGCGCAAUAUGUGGAAAUUCAGUUUGGAAAUUGUGUUGGCAUCUUCAAGGCACCUGAGAUGUCACUAGAAUCAGAUGAAUCGUCCUUUUAGUCACAUUCACAUAUUCUGUUUUCAAUAAGGGUGGUUUAGCAAACUGCACUGUUUGACAUUUUCAAAAACAAUAAUUUUCUCACUUGCUCCGCAGGUUUUCAGCUCAGUUUUUAGCCAUGUCCCUUUUUCUUACUUGUGUUUCUCCCUCACAUGAAGCAAAUUGUUUAAUUCAGCAAAUGUUGUAGUUUGGCUUUUGUUUAUCAUUUAGAAGAAAUCUGGAUUUAUGCCUCUGUAUAAGGAGACUGCGUCAUGCCUACAGGGGCUACGUGCAUAGACUCUUAGAUAGUCUACACCGUAACUGAUGUUCACCUUAUCAAAAUUUACAUCAGGGCCAGGGCUUUGAUGGAGAAGCCAUGUGGAGACAGCAAGAACUGUGACUGGCUGCUGGUGUUUUCCCUACAUGUUACUGAUUCAGAUGGAGUUUGUACAGGAGGGGGAUAAAAAAAAUGUAAGCACAGUUACUGUGAAGAACAUAAAGUACGAUAUGGCCAGAUCAUAUAUAUUAUGUGUCUAGCCUCUACAGAGGUGAUAUGAAUGGGUGAAACCCAACUCGAGUCUCAGUCAAAACUGGUGCUGUUGGUACCUUACCUACAGCAGAACUCCUGUUAACCCCUUGCAUGGACUAUAAAUCUAGUUUAAGUGUUCUUGUUCCAUUAAUAUAUAAACAUUUUCUUUAUUUUUUAAUUGGGACGUGGGUUAACCCCUGUAGUUAGCUGUAUCAGUUGCUUAUAGUGCAGAAGAGCCUUAUCUUGCAUCUCUGCACACAUCUGAUAUGAUCUGUGUAAGUUAUAUGGAUGUGGAUUAAUAUUUGACUAAAACAUUUUCCAAAAAUAAUUGUUGUCAUUGGUGACAAAGAGUGUGUUGUGGAGGUCUGUGAUUCUUCAAGUAUAUUCUGAGACCGCUAAUACCAGUAGUUUCCUUUGUGCUUGAAAAGGUAAAACACUGUAAGCUGUCUUGUUUUGGGUGGAAAAGAAAACUCUUUGCCCUCUACAGCACAUGAAUGGACAUUGAUUCACACUGAAAAAGACAGCAGACAAAUUAAUCCAUAUCCAUGCAACUGACCUGCUGUUCAGUCAGAAUACAGAUUCACACUUGUGAUGUGUGAGAGAAAGGUAAGACAAAUGAUCUCAAACAUUCCAGCCUCUCAUUUUUUCUAAUUUCAACAUGUUCAAAAAGAUAAAGUUCAUGAAUUUAAUAAUACUUGUUCAGGUAUCUGCUUAUGUGGAGUCAAAAUUCUUGAAAUCAGUGUUGUUGAGUGACACCAAAAGAAGAAAAAUGUCUGACAAACAUUGUGCAACAAAAUAACAUAACUAUGUUUUCUUCCCACUUACAAGGUUGCACACUACAGCUCACAAUAAAAAUGAAUCCUUCAAACCUGGGUUUUUAGCCUGGGACGGACAUGUCUUGUAUCUAUAUAAUGCAGCAUAAGCAGAGAGAGAGAAAUGUGAGGCAGGACUCAGGGCUUGGGCUGUAUAAGUCAUGAGGCACUUGCUUUGUUGAAGGUGCCUUUGUUUGUUUUGCAUAUUGGUGGAUUUGAAGUUUGUAUUUUUCAUACUUGCUGUAAAAGUAUCAGCAUACAUUAAAAAUCUAAAAUGAAUAAGAUUUUUAAUAAAGCCAGAAUAAUUUUGGUCUCAA